AUGGCUUGGUUCACGACUUUGCCUCGGGGAUCCAUUACGAAAUUCCGUGAUUUUUCGUCGAAAUUCCUCGUUCAGUUCUCUGCAAGCAAGAUCAAGCAGGUCACAAUUGAUGAUCUGUAUAACGUUCGCCAGCUAGACCGGGAGACUUUGAAGCAAUACGUGAAGCGGUACAGUACUGCAUCUGUCAAAAUCGAGGAGUUGGAGCCGCAAGCCUGUGCGCGUACUUUCAAGAAUGGACUGCUGCCAAGGAAGCUGAAUAGCAAGUUAAGUCGGAAGCCAGCUCGUUCAAUGGCGGAAGCCCGUGCUCGGGCGAACACCUACAUCCUGGACGAGGAGGAUGACUCGUUCAAAAGAAGGCGUGCAAAAACGGAGAAGGACGAUGGUAGAAGGAACGUGUCGCCAGAAGACAGACAAGGUCGGGAAAAGGGAGAAAACAGUAAGCGAAAGGAUAAGAGGGUCAGACAACCGGAGAGGUUUACGAAGAAGCAACUCUAUUCGAAGAAAGAAAACUUAGAGCGUCACCGCCCAUGGCAGCGAACUUACCCUCGCCGGAGCGAGAGUCCAGGCAAAGACACAAAUAUGGAAUUAACAGAAUUACUCCGGGAGGUGAAGGCAACUCAUGCGGUCGAAGAGGGUGAGCAGAGAGGUAGUCCGCCGCGGGAGGCGGUAGACAGAACUAAGUGGUGCCAAUACCACCGCUCGGCGAGCCACGGCACCAGUGACUGUUUUACAUUGAAAGGUGAGAUCGAGAAGCUGAUCAGGGCGGGACGCUCACAAAUGGUUGACCGCGGCCGAGGAGAGCGCUAA
This is a messenger RNA of Lotus japonicus, 807 nucleotides long. RefSeq lists its product as uncharacterized. Bases 1 to 807 code for a protein of 268 amino acids. The record is from RefSeq and is a predicted model, not a curated record. NCBI's taxonomy places the organism in Eukaryota, Viridiplantae, Streptophyta, Magnoliopsida, Fabales, Fabaceae. The transcript has a single exon.